Culex quinquefasciatus (southern house mosquito) is the source of this 657-nucleotide messenger RNA. Its product is annotated as secreted RxLR effector protein 161-like. Bases 1 to 657 code for a protein of 218 amino acids. NCBI's taxonomy places the organism in Eukaryota, Metazoa, Arthropoda, Insecta, Diptera, Culicidae. Gene Ontology annotation, molecular function: nucleic acid binding. The transcript has a single exon. The record is from RefSeq and is a predicted model, not a curated record.
AUGUAUCUGGCCCAGAGCACGCGGCCGGAUAUCCUGUUCGCGGUCAACACCCUGAGCCGGUUCAACCGGAACCCGGGACCGAAGCACUGGAAUGCGGUGAAGCACCUGCUGCGAUACCUUCGCGGCACAGCUACGCGCAGGCUGGAGUACAAGCGGGACGCUGAGUCGGAGAUUGUCGGCUACUGCGAUGCUGACUGGGGAUCGGACCCGGACGAGCGCAAGUCCACAAGCGGAUACAUUUUCCUGGCGCAAGGAGGAGCGAUUUCGUGGUCCUGCAAAAAACAGCCCACGGUGGCGCUCUCGACGUGCGAAGCCGAGUACAUGGCGGUGUCUGCGGCUGUCCAGGAAGCGUCGUGGUGGCGCGGGAUUUCAACGCUGUUCGGAUCCAACCAACCGAUCGAAAUUCGGUGCGACAACCAAAGUUGUAUCGCCAUCGCCAAGAACGGUGGCUACAACCCCCGCACGAAGCACAUCGACAUCCGGCAUCACUACAUCCGGGAUUCCUUGGAGCAAGGUGUGGUGAAGUUGGAGUAUGUGAGCACGGACAACCAGAUUGCCGAUGGACUCACGAAGCCGUUGCAGAGGACGAAGCUGGAGGAGAACAGGAGUUCUAUGGGCAUCACUUCUACUUCAGGAGGAGUGUUGAAUUGGAAGUAA